GCCGGGCCUGAUCGUAAAACUUAGGCUCAAACCUGGAAUUUCCCGGCGGGGAUGCUACAUAGAUGCCGCUUUCCUCUGGACUAUGCCAUCUCUACCUGCCAUUCCCUAAAUUACCCCUCGCACUUACAGAAUCGACUAUCUUCCCCUGCUGUAGUCUGUAGUGACAGUCAUCCUUCGUUCCUUUAAAGGAGUCCAAAGUAGAAAGACUGAAAUCUCGCCUAGGGCUCGUUUCUCUUUCAUCGCUGGUCCAGUCCUAGACAAAUGGCUGCCGUUUCGGUCCAUCAAUUCGCUCAAUGCAUCACUUGCCAUGCCUGGAGUCCUGAUCACACAAUGGUUGCACUUUGUCCCAACAAUAAUGAAGUUCACAUCUAUAGAUAUUCACUUGACAAGUGGGAAAAAAUACAUGUUCUUCAAAAGCAUGAUCAAAUUGUUUCUGGGAUAGAUUGGAGUUCAAUGUCAAACAGGAUAGUUACAGUAUCACAUGAUCGAAACUCAUAUGUUUGGAAUCAAGAAGCAUCUGAAUGGGUACCAACUCUUGUUAUUCUUAGGCUAAACCGUGCUGCUUUGUGUGUUCAGUGGAGUCCAAAAGAAAACAAGUUUGCUGUUGGAAGUGGGGCUAAAACUGUUUGUAUUUGCUACUACGAGCAGGAGAAUAAUUGGUGGGUCAGUAAACUUAUCAGGAAAAAGCAUAAUUCUUCUGUGACGGGUGUUGCCUGGCAUCCUAAUAAUAUCCUUCUUGCAACAACAUCUACUGAUGGAAAAUGCCGAGUUUUCUCCACUUUCAUCAAAGGUGUUGACCCAAGGGGUUCAGGAACAAGUGUUUCUUCUGAUUCAAAAUUUGGGGAGCAAAUCGUUCAACUUGAUCUCUCAUUUAGCUGGGCAUUUGGUGUAAAGUGGUCCCCAAGUGGCAAUACCUUAGCUUAUGUAGGUCACAAUUCUAUGAUAUACUUUGUUGAUGAUGUUGGUCCUUCUCCUCUUGCCCAAAAUGUAGCAAUACGUGAUUUGCCUCUCCGUGAUGUCUUAUUUGUUUCUGAGAGAGUGGUGAUAGGUGUUGGGUUUGACUGUAAUCCCAUGGUUUUCGCAGCAGAUGAAACUGGCAUAUGGAGCUUUGUCAGAUUUCUUGAUGAGAGGAAAAUAUCAUCAUCAACCUCAAAAUAUGGUUCACAGUUUUCUGAAGCAUUUGGAAAACUGUAUGGCCAAACGAAACAAGGAUUUUGGAAUGAUGCAAUUGAACCUUCAAGACCUCGUGGAGGUGUUCAUGAGAACUGCAUAAAUUGUAUCUUACCACUAAAGAAGGCAGGGGAUGCUAUAGUGAAGCGAUUCAGUACUUCAGGAUUGGAUGGCAAAGUGGUGAUUUGGGAUUUAGAAAAUCAAACAGAUAUUUCUUCAUAUCUGUAACUGAAGGUUCCUGAAACAUGUGAUGUGACUUGCUGAAGUCGAGAUUACACCGGAGUUCUCAAUGUGGCGAGGCCCAUAUCAUGUAUUUUAGUUGUGUUGUAGAAAAAGGUUGAGGGAACCUGGGUGGAAAGUUUACUGAACAGUUGAUUAUGGUGCUGUCUGAUUAGGUUGUUGUUGUAUCUUUCAUUCUUUCUUUUUUUUUUUGUUUGGUCACAGAAAAGCUUGCAUUUCAGCCCAGUUUAUAUCUAUUACAGUAUUUGGUGCAAGAGAAUCCUGAACCAAAUGGUAAAAUGGUUUUCUCCCUAACAAA
This is a messenger RNA of Nelumbo nucifera (sacred lotus), 1708 nucleotides long. Its product is annotated as actin-related protein 2/3 complex subunit 1A. NCBI's taxonomy places the organism in Eukaryota, Viridiplantae, Streptophyta, Magnoliopsida, Proteales, Nelumbonaceae. Gene Ontology annotation, cellular component: Arp2/3 protein complex; actin cytoskeleton. Gene Ontology annotation, molecular function: actin filament binding. The record is from RefSeq and is a predicted model, not a curated record. Gene Ontology annotation, biological process: Arp2/3 complex-mediated actin nucleation.